CCAUUUGUUACAAUGCCAGACCUCCUGUCUUCGUUGAAGGGGUUAGAAGUAAUCGUCCAAAGUCUUUAAUUGCACCUAGGGAGACGCCAUGGAACCUUCGCUGCUUUUCAAUCAGCUCCGAGCUGCAGAACCAUUUUUCCUAUUGGCGGGUCCAAAUGUGAUUGAAUCAGAGGAGCAUAUAUUUAAGAUGGCCAAGUACAUCAAGAAUAUAUCAUCAAAGUUCGGUUUGCCACUGGUUUUCAAGUCAAGCUUUGAUAAAGCUAACCGUACAUCUGCAAAAUCCUUUCGUGGUCCAGGCAUGGUUGAAGGCUUGAAGAUACUUGAAAAGGUUAAAUUAGCAUAUGAUAUACCCAUAGUGACUGAUGUGCAUGAAACCAUACAGUGUGAACCAGUUGGCAAAGUUGCAGAUAUUAUUCAGAUCCCUGCAUUUUUAUGUCGACAGACUGAUCUUCUAGUUGCAGCAGCCAAGACCGGGAGAAUUAUAAAUAUUAAGAAAGGCCAGUUCUGUGCUCCCUCUGUAAUGACAAAUUCUGCUGAAAAGAUCAGAAUGGCUGGAAAUUCUAAUGUGAUGGUUUGUGAGAGAGGAACUAUGUUUGGAUACAAUGACUUAAUUGUUGAUCCUCGGAACUUAGAGUGGAUAAGAGAGGCAAACUGCCCUGUUGUUGCCGACAUUACACAUUCAUUGCAACAACCUGCUGGGAGACAGUUGGGUGAUGGGGGUGUUGCUAGUGGUGGCCUACGUGAAUUAAUACCAUGCAUUGCGAGGACAGCAGUGGCCGUCGGAGUAGAUGGGAUAUUCAUGGAGGUGCAUGACGACCCUGUGAAUGCACCAGUUGAUGGUCCAACACAGUGGCCUUUGCGUCAUUUGGAGGAAUUGCUGGCAGAGCUUGUGGCAAUCGCACGGGCGAGCAAGGGUAAACAACGUUUCAAUAUUGACAUGACACCAUUUCAUGAUUAGAAGCGUGAGGCAUCGUGGAAUUCGAAUUUCAAAUUGAGGUGAUAAAAGAAGCUUGUUGCCUUGAAGUGCACGUUGCGCUCUGGAAAUACUGAACUCAAUGAGGCAGGAAACUAGUUUGAACAUAAACAAUGGUUACUCCCCUAGAUUCAAGCAACUACCUAAAUCAUGAGUGGUUGGUAACCAACCUAGUGGACAGUUUUUGUAACUACACAUUAGUGGGGUAAUGAGCACCUUAAAAGGAGGCACUACAUUAGUGGGGUAGUGGCCUUGUGAUCGCUGAGAGCAUCUAUAAAAGGGAUAGCUUGCAGAUACAAGCAUUUCACUCCAUCUCGACACGAUUUUAUAUUACUUCUUGUAAUGUAUUGAAGUUAAAAAGAAAACGAGGGUGUUACUCCAUACAUCCUGUGUCUUUGUGUUGUGUAUUGUUACCUAACCUAGGUAAGUGAGUGAAGACUGACUAAGGUUGAGACCUUAGGCCGCACAAUGCUGUAAAUUCUUGUUUGGGAUUUUGGCCUUGUGACAGUUGGUAUGAGAGCACGAUUCUUAUC
Molecule: messenger RNA, 1506 nt
Organism: Momordica charantia (bitter melon)
Lineage: Eukaryota; Viridiplantae; Streptophyta; Magnoliopsida; Cucurbitales; Cucurbitaceae
Source: RefSeq, a predicted model, not a curated record